Messenger RNA from Xiphias gladius (swordfish), 1737 nucleotides. RefSeq names its product protein kinase, AMP-activated, beta 1 non-catalytic subunit, b (gene prkab1b). The transcript has 9 exons. The record is from RefSeq and is a predicted model, not a curated record. Lineage: Eukaryota; Metazoa; Chordata; Actinopteri; Istiophoriformes; Xiphiidae. Gene Ontology annotation, molecular function: protein kinase binding. The coding region runs from base 289 to 1095 and encodes 268 amino acids. Gene Ontology annotation, biological process: signal transduction. Gene Ontology annotation, cellular component: nucleus; cytoplasm; nucleotide-activated protein kinase complex.
CGCACACACACACACACACACAUGCACACACACGCACACACAGACUGGAGUUUCAAACCAAAAGGCGAAAACGAACCUAGUACGUCUGGGCGCAGGGGAUUACAGAAAGAAAUAGAGUUCAAGAGGAAAACUCCAGUUCAAAGACGGAAACAACAACGACGCGGACUCCGGACGAUUUCUACAGCCAGAAAGCACCAGCAGAUGUAGAUCGGACCAGAGAGCUCCGUGUGCUCAGACUGCAGCCACCCGAACCUCGUCGGAGAAGACUCAGUGGUUGAUGCCAGCAGGAUGGGGAACAGCAGCAGCGACAGGUCCAGCGGGGGUCAGGGUGAGAGGUCGUACAGAGAUGGACAGCAAGGGGGGAAAGAGGCACGUCCCAACAUCCUGAUGGACAGCACAGAGGACGCAGAUCUUUUCCAGAGGGACGAUCCAAAGGCUCCACAAGAAAUACAGGAGUUUCUGGCCUGGCAGCAAGACAUGGAGAGUGACAGCAAAAGCCCAACACAGGCCCGGCCGACCGUGUUCCGAUGGUCGGGGGGCGCCAAAGAGGUCUUUGUGUCCGGCUCUUUUAACAACUGGGCCACCAAGAUCCCACUCAACAGAAGUCAGAAAAAUUUCGUGGCUCUAGUGGACCUGCCAGAGGGAGAGCACCAGUACAAGUUUUGUGUAGACGGUCAGUGGACUCUGGAUCCGACUGGGGCUGUGAUGACGUCUAAAACCGGAACAGUCAAUAACGUUAUCCAGGUGAAGAGAACCGACUUUGAAGUGUUUGAUGCCCUCAGGAUCGACUCAGAGGAUUCUGCAGACAUUUCAGACUUGUCCAGCUCCCCUCCCGGCCCCUACCAACAGGACGCAUAUGUGACCAAACCGGAAGAAAAGAUCAGACACCCUCCUAUUUUGCCCCCGCACCUGCUGCAAGUGCUGCUCAACAAGGACACAGGUGUCUGUUGUGAUCCGACGCUGCUCCCGGAGCCCAACCAUGUGAUGCUCAAUCACCUGUACGCCCUCUCCAUCAAGGAUGGGGUGAUGGUUCUCAGUGCAACACACCGAUACAAAAAGAAGUAUGUGACCACUCUUCUGUACAAACCAAUAUAAUCCACAGAGCCAUGAUGCAGCCUCGUAUAUUGGAAUCAUGAUACGUCCGGUUGUUUUACACAGCUGCUACUUGGACUGUUUUGUUAAAACUGAACCUAAAUAUCUUCCUGUUAUCGAUGAAAAAGAUUUGUUUUGUUUUUUUACCAUCCUGUAAUCGCAUAUUUUGAAAAUGUUGUGCAUAUUUUAGAUGCUACACAGUGAUUGUGCUUUAUGAUGAGGCCAUAACUGAAACCUAAAGCUUCGCUCUUUAUGAUCAGUCAGUGUCAAACGGAAGCAAAUAAUUAGGACCGAAAAAGGGUCAAGGGAGACUUUCAUUGUAACCUCACUCAGUCCAGAUGUGUAAACAGAUGAUGUUGAUGUUGGCUGAGCACACUUAACUAAAACUUAACUUAAAGUUUUGUUAAGUAAACUUAAAAAACUUAGACCAAUCAGCCACAAUAUUAAAACAGUAAUACGUGUGUGUGUGUGUGUGUGUAUGUAUGCAUAUGUAUACAUAUAUUCACAUAUACAUAUAUAUGUGUGUAUGUGUGUAUGUAUGUAUAUACAUACACAUACAUAUAUAUAUAUAUAUAUAUAUAUAUGCCUUUGUACAAACUUCUACAGACUUCUUUUACAUCAGGUUUUAUUUAAAAAUUAUAAAGA